AUGCGUCUCGAUUUGAUUCUCUUCAUGGCAGCUACCACACAAUCUCGCUGUGUCGAGACACUGUCAACUCGGCCAACAUCAGUAUUUGGGAAACCGACAAAGUCUCAUGAACAUGCUUUUCUUGCCCAACGGUCUUUACGAGACGGCACGGAGGCGGAUGCAGAGGAUAGAAUGAACAAUGCAUUCCUUAAGCGUAUCUCUGGAUUUUUAGGCAUCAGUAAAUCGGAUGAUGAAGUACCUUUGUUAAGUGCUUCCAGACUUGAGGAAGAAGCUUUGGCAAAAACUAACGAUUUGGUUUCCAACUAUGAUCCGAAGCGCGGACAGAGUUUUAUGAACGACUAUAAGAAGAAAAUGAAAAGCAAGGGUGCGUCAGCUGCGAUUAAAAAAAUGGCAAAAGCUUAUUUGGAAAAGGGCAAUAAUUUUAACAGCGUGAGCGAUCUAGCUGUUAUCAGUAUGAUGGAUACUUCUGCGUCCAUGGUAGCGAAAAAGGUGUUGAAGGAGGUGACGGCACGUUGGGUUUCAGUUGAAAAGUUGGAUGAAAUAGGUUUAUUUAAUGCAUUCAAGCUUAACGACUCUGCGAGUAUUCGAUCCUUUGGGUUAAGGGAUACGGACAAAAGUUUGCUCAAUCAUCCACUGUUCCAAGAAUGGCUCGAAUUCGUGUUAAACAAGUACAAGCAAAAGCCCGACAAGAUUGCUGAAGUAAUGGAGGCGUCGUUUCGUAGCAUUGAUUUUGACGAUCUUUGGAAGAUGUGGACAGCUUUAAAAAAUUCGGGUGAAACGAGUAAUAAGGGCGUUUUCCAUGGAGCGGAGAGGGCCAUUGUCACGCAAAUGUCGCUUCAACCUGGAGGUUUGGCACCAAACCGUUGUUUUACCUUUUUGAACCUUGAUCAACUAGACAAAAACACCCUGUUACACACCGACCAAUUCCAUUUUUGGGAUGAGUGGUUUAAAAAGACCUCUCCGGAUUAUUCUGAUAAAUUGGUGCUAAAGAUAAUGGUGGAAAAUCGCGAGGGAGGGGAUUUCUCCGUCGCGGAACUGUUGCAACUGGCUCGAAGAGACGACAACACAAAGGACCGUGCAAGCGCAUUGCAAGAUUUACAGAUGAAGGAGUGGUUGAAAAAUCCCCCUGAGUAUUUUGAUGGAAAAACACCAACUGUGGACAGUGUUUACGAUUAUUUAAGCCAAAAGAAUGAUAUGAUCGCAAUACAGAUGUUUAAUGUGUGGAUCAAGUAUGCGCAAAUAGCAAUGAAAGAUGACAAGGAAAAUGCAUUCAAAGCAGCAGUAACUGCUUUAUGGAGUAAAAUGGGCGAGGAAGGCACUUUUGUUUUUCUAAAAAAAGCUUGCUCCAAUGAAGAGAGUGUAAAAAACGCAGACGAGCUAUUGAAAGCGGCAUUUCUAUUGUUGGGAGAGAACAAAAUUUUUCCGGGCGACGUUAUUUUAAAGCUACCGAUCGACACAACAAAUCCUAAGUUUUUCGAACGUCGUUGUCUUUCGGAGUUGGUUACUUAUUCUUAUUCUUUCUUUGCAAACCAUGACAACCCUCAAAAUCUGGCACAGAUUUUAGACGACAAGCUUCACACUGUUGCUGUGACAUCGCUGAUCAAUCAUUUGGGAGCGUCACAAACAGCACAAACGUUACGACGUUUACAAUUUGAACAUUGGCGCAGCUUAGAUCCGAUGAAUAUUUUUGGAGCGUUAAAACUCGGCAGUGACUCGCAAUUUAAAGUGAAGCUUUCGCCAUAUGAUAGUUUUGUACUUGGCCGAGCUCUCAACAAAAGAAAUAUAAAUGCUGAAAAUCUACAGGUUGACUACAGGCUACUGGAGAACGAAUUGCUAUACGUCUACAAGGACCUGAAUCUGACGCAAAAUCUUGCGGCAGAGUUACGGCGUGAGCUGAUUGAUCGUUUGAUUCGAAAGAAAGAAAAUAUUCCAUCAGUGAUGAAAAUGUUUGGGCUGAACGAUCAAGCUGAGAAGUACGUGAUAGAGAACCACCCUGACUUCAGUAUUAUUGCUGAUUUUGUAAUUGCGUACGUGGCCAAAGAAAAAACGGGCGAGAAGUUGAUGCGGGAGGAUGAGGUUGCAGCUUAUAUCAAGGAUUUAAAAUAA
Messenger RNA from Peronospora belbahrii, 2106 nucleotides. NCBI's taxonomy places the organism in Eukaryota, Oomycota, Peronosporomycetes, Peronosporales, Peronosporaceae. The record is from the annotation of a GenBank genome assembly.